This is a messenger RNA of Symbiodinium sp. CCMP2592, 675 nucleotides long. The record is from the annotation of a GenBank genome assembly. Lineage: Eukaryota; Dinophyceae; Suessiales; Symbiodiniaceae.
AUGGUCUUGGCCAGGCUGCAAGCCAAGUGUGCCAAGCAGGAGCCUGCUGCGGCAUCGACGGCAGAAGCUGCGGACCCCAAAGCAGUUUCGAAAAAUAAGAAGCCCAAGAAAGGUGUCCAGAAGGAUAUUGAGGAGAAGAUGCUUCCCGAGAAGGUUCUGGAUAGCCUUCGGACCUUGAUACCUUCGGAGCCCGCAAAGCCGUUCCUGCCCAGUGUACAGUUGCUCGGUUGCAUUUUCAAUAGUGUUGUGUGGGCCAAAGAUGAUGAGGGCGGUGCUGCAAAUGGACCCGGCGAUGGCGAUGAGGAGGAUCCUGACGGGCAUAAGAAGGCCAAAGCCUCCAAAAAGCCCAAAGCGAAGAAGGCCCAGGACUCCAAGAAUUGCACAGCUUCAAAGGUUCAGGCGAAGAAGGACCCCAAGAAGGAGAAACAAGAUCCCAGCACAGAUAAGAAGGGCGAGGAAACCGAGGCCAUGCAGCGCAUGAAGAGGACGAUGACGGCGGAUUGUGCAUAUGUGCCUGGAUCCUACAAAGAAGCUCGCUUAAGGUUUAUUGCAAGGAAGCGCGACCGGGGCUUCUCAUGGAAGGAAGCUUGUCAAAAGUGGAAUCAGAGCUCUGCAAGGGCUUCCUGGCUGGAAGGCUUAUCGCAGAACGAAUUGAAGCGACGACGCUUCAUUUAG